Oryza sativa Japonica Group (Japanese rice) is the source of this 1629-nucleotide messenger RNA. RefSeq lists its product as uncharacterized. Lineage: Eukaryota; Viridiplantae; Streptophyta; Magnoliopsida; Poales; Poaceae. The record is from RefSeq and is a predicted model, not a curated record. Gene Ontology annotation, cellular component: endomembrane system.
GGAGGAAGGCCUAGCCCAAUAGACAGAAAACAAGGGGCGUGCGGACUUGUCGUGUUGGUCGCGUCGCGUCCUCUCCUGAUCCCCUUUUCCUUCGCCCGUUUGACAUCCGCAGAAAAGAAAAGGGAAAUCCUCCGAUCGAAAUCAUCGAACCGUCUCUUCUACAUCGAUCGAAAAGAGAAGAGGAGCGGCGGCGAGAUCCAAUUCCAAUCGAUCCUUGUGCUGCUGCUGCUGCUGCGCUCGACGAUCCCAUCCGGAUCUCGAUGGCGGCCAUGGCUCGCCAUCUCCCUGCUAUUCUUCUUCUCUCGUCGGCGCUGCUCCUCGCCCUUGCCUCCGCCUCCGCUUCCGCUGCUGCUCCGGCGCUGGCCGCCUUCGUCGAUGCCGCGUCGCGCCGCUACCUGCGGGAUCAGCAACACCACGACCAGGCCGCUUCAAUGUCACUAGACCAAGUUUCUGCGGCUGUUUCUGUCUUGCUUGGUUUUGCACCACCACCCUCGCUACCUGCACAAUCUUCUUCAAAGUUAGACAAGCUGUUACUCCCUAACCCAUUUGACAGACCACGGGCUGUUUUCUUGCUGCAAAUCGAUGGAUUCCAUGCCUCCGUUGAAAGCAUCACAUCUGAAGCUGGUAGCAUCUUCAAAACCACUAUUGAUGGUCUAAGCGAUUCUGCUACAGGGCUUACAGAUAAGGAUGAUCUAGUUAUUGUUCAUUCAGAUGAAUCUCCAGCUGUUGAUUCAGGUUCUGAGUAUUUUGAUAGUGAUCUCACUGACUUGGCAAACUGGCUUGGUGGGUCCUAUGAGAAGGUUGAUGGCAAAUUGAUCAUUCCCUUGGAGAGUGGAGAAAGUCUUACUUUGCUUAUUACAAAGGAAGCAGACAUGGAAUUUGCAUCCAGCUUGAUCUCCCUUCGUAAAACUAUAAAAAGGGGUAUUCAGGUUCAUGAAGAUUUCUCAGGAGGUGUCAUGAGCCCUGCAGAGUUAUUAGUAUGCCACUUCAAAGGCAUUAAGGCUUUGGAAGAAGAAUAUGGUUCCACAGAAAUUGUUAAGCAGGGAACUGAUGUAGUCCGGACAGCUGUCACCAAAGCAUUUGAUUUACUACGUGGAGCAUAUAAUGGAAAAAUUGUUGGGUUAGUAAUAUCCACAAAGGAGGCUUCACCAUCCUUAGUGGGUCCAGCAUCUUCACUGCACAUUUCGAGAUGGCUAAAAGAGACAAGCCAAACUAACACUACAAUAGCCUCUUCUGAGAUACUUGUUAGAAAGAGUUUGGCAUGGAUUACAGGGAUCAUUCUUCUUGUCUCUACUCUCAUUGGGGUUUGCUUGCUUAUGAAUAUGCCACUUACCAGGGACACCCUCCUGUAUUCGAAUGUGAAGAUCGAUUAGAUGGAAUUAGGAGGGAGGGAGAGAGAUUAGCACAUUGAUGGUUGUAAUUUCCAUUUUCACACGCUGCGUGGCCUUUAUGGGAUGGUUUUGACCUUUUUGUAGGCCAUAUAUGUUUGACAUAAAAAUUGUGCUUCUGUGUGGGUCAGCCCGGCCGGAAUGCAAAACCUUGUUUGUGAAUUGUCACUGCCUGUACGGGGCCCUUGUUUUUUGGUUAUAAAUAAAUAAUCCAGAGGAGCCUCUGAUAAUUGUUCCAUAA